Caenorhabditis sp. 36 PRJEB53466 is the source of this 667-nucleotide messenger RNA. The record is from the annotation of a GenBank genome assembly. Lineage: Eukaryota; Metazoa; Nematoda; Chromadorea; Rhabditida; Rhabditidae.
AUGAAUGCGACAAAAUGGAACGGGAUUUUGAACUCAUCUUAUGCGUUAAGUUGUGUUUUUAAACUUUCUUUUUGCUGGAAAUCUUUGGAAUCUCCGAUUACACAAACUUUUUUUCAGAUCCGCAAUGACUACCCUUCUCGAAAACAAUGAAACGCUCAUCAAAAAGCCGAAGAUUGACGCACCUGCCGUCCAUUCCCGGCUCACUGUCCGAUUCACGAAGCUGAACGAGAAUGCCCAGAUGCCGACGUAUGGAUCGGCGGCUGCUGCCGGAGCUGAUCUGUACAGCGCGGAAGACGUUGUCGUGCCGGCGAGAGGAAAGUUCUGCGUGUCGACGGGACUGCAGCUCGAGCUUCCGUUCGGAUACUACGGAAGAGUUGCGCCGCGCUCCGGACUCGCUGCCAAGCACUUCAUCGAUGUUGGUGCGGGAGUCGUCGACAGCGACUAUCGCGGAGAGCUCAAAGUGCUUCUUUUCAACUUCAAUGACACUGCUUUCGAGGUAGCACUGCUUUUCUAAAUAUUUUUUCGAACCAAGUGAUUUUAGGUCAAGAAAGGCGACCGAAUCGCGCAGUUGAUCUGUGAGCGCAUUGCCCAUUGCACAUACGAAGAGGCCGACGACCUGGAGAACACGGACCGUGGAGCUGGAGGAUUCGGAUCGACCGGAAAGUGA